AUGCUAUCGCGGAUGGCAUUUGACGUUUUGACGUUCUGUGUGCUGGUGAAUGCAGGCCCGUGGGUACAAAUGGAGAGACGGGACAAACGCUGCGCUGAAGGUAGGAGGGCGGUGGUCAUGACCGGGAUCUGUGGCGGACAAUUUCGUAAAAGUCCGUCCGUGUGGCACGCAACAGUAAUCUGCUUGGAGAACUCACCCCCGGCGGGCAAACAGUUCCCGGAUGACUACCUGUUGACAAUGGAGCAUCUGUGGACCCAGGCGCGGGAUACCGUCGGGGUUGAGUUCUUCACAGAAAUUACAUCGGUCAACGAAAAAGAUUUUAACCCCGUUGCCUUCGUAGCCGGCUUGAACUUGCGCGACCAACUACAGCACCCACAGCUACCCACGUGGCGGGAACAACACGAGCUAUGGAUCAAGAAGCAGCGCCGUCAGCUGCGCAAACAGUAUAAGUGGCCGCAAAAAUCAAAGCAUGCCUUUGAAGGUACUGAAAGAUCAAUUGACAGAUGGAACAAUAUUGAUAUCGAGAAGAUCGACAGCUAGAGAGGCGACUGUACAAACUAUACUUCCUCAUAAUUUCGAUGCCGGUCCCCGGGUAUUACACACGCAC
This is a messenger RNA of Culex pipiens pallens (northern house mosquito), 607 nucleotides long. RefSeq lists its product as uncharacterized. The coding region runs from base 1 to 540 and encodes 179 amino acids. The record is from RefSeq and is a predicted model, not a curated record. The transcript has 2 exons. Lineage: Eukaryota; Metazoa; Arthropoda; Insecta; Diptera; Culicidae.